This is a messenger RNA of Onthophagus taurus, 549 nucleotides long. RefSeq names its product Ribosomal protein L28 (gene RpL28). Gene Ontology annotation, cellular component: ribosome. NCBI's taxonomy places the organism in Eukaryota, Metazoa, Arthropoda, Insecta, Coleoptera, Scarabaeidae. Gene Ontology annotation, molecular function: structural constituent of ribosome. Gene Ontology annotation, biological process: translation. The record is from RefSeq and is a predicted model, not a curated record.
GGCGCUGAUAACAUAGCGUUGAUUUCCGUAACCUGUCCACCAUCUUCCUUUCAUUCUGACGCCUCAACACGGUUAAGAUGUCUUCGCAUUUGGUGUGGAGCAUAAUUCGUAAUAACAAUGCAUUCCUUCUCAAGAAGAGGAAUAUUGACAAACCGUUCAGUACUGAACCUAUGAAUUUGACCAAUUUAAACUCCUACAGAUAUAAUGGGUUAGUUCAUAAAAAAGCUGUAGGUAUUGUAGAUGCCACUGAUAAAAAAGGAUUUACCGUUGUUUAUAAGAAAGCUAAUAAACAAAAUAAGCCAAGAAAAAAUAUAAUUAAAACUACCAUGAAGGCUGGUCCAAGACGUUCCUUGGCUAAGUUGAAGAAUUUGAUGCAAAAGAAUAGAUAUCGUACCGAUUUGACCAAGGCCGCCCUUCGCAGAGCAUGCGCAAUCAGCAGGUCACAAAAGGUCAAGAAGGACAGACAGCAAAGACGCGCUGCUGUUAAGAAAACUGAAUAAGUGAUGUUUAUUUUUUAUUUAAAAGAUUUCAAUAAAUAUGAAAAAUUUU